This is a messenger RNA of Leishmania mexicana MHOM/GT/2001/U1103, 1605 nucleotides long. RefSeq lists its product as hypothetical. The transcript has a single exon. Gene Ontology annotation, molecular function: ribosomal large subunit binding. The record is from RefSeq and is a predicted model, not a curated record. Gene Ontology annotation, biological process: negative regulation of translation; negative regulation of ribosome biogenesis. NCBI's taxonomy places the organism in Eukaryota, Euglenozoa, Kinetoplastea, Trypanosomatida, Trypanosomatidae. Bases 1 to 1605 code for a protein of 534 amino acids.
AUGGCAACAGAGGAAGAUUUUGGAUGGAGCCGCCAGGCGAAAAUCGCCCAGCAGAGGCAUGGAGUCGAAGAGCGAGCCACGACAAGUGGGAUCUUGUGCCUGCUCCGUCUCGUGUUCUUCUCGUUAAGGCAAGCGAUGUCUGUGCCCACGCGCUUCACAUGGAACGUCUGUCCACGUGCGGGUACGUGUGUUCCGGCGCGUUUGGCCGUAUACACAUCGCAGACGACCCACAAGGAAUGUGCUGCUCCUCCUCCCCCCCCCCGACUACACACUUGUUUCUUGCUGUGGUUCCUCUGUUCUCCUCCUCUAUGCGUUGCAAGCGCCAUCUCAUCUCUCCCUGAUACCCGCAGGCCUCUCCAUCUCCACCCCCACCUCCACCUCCUGGCAUUACGUGUCUCGUGCGCAAACGCGGCAUAUGGCCGUCAACAUCGAAGUCUGGUUUCUGCCUUGACGCCAUCUCUAUUCCGGUUACAUAUAGAGCAAUACGCGUAUUCAUAUUCACGCAUGUCUUGUAGAGGGACCAUGUUCCAGCUCGCCCUGGCGUGUGGGCGGUCAACACCACCCGCGUUCCGGGUGCCCCACAGGCGGCUGUUCAGCGUGUCGCGCACACGCCUGCAACCGACUCACGCACCACGGGCAGCAGAUGAUGAUAACUUCGUAGACAUUGACCAUCUCAUGGGCCUCACCGCAGCAACGCAAAACCCUGCGCUCGAAGGAGGCGCCGCUUCGCCCUCGAGCGGAUUGAGAGACGUUGCAAGGAGCGAGGUGCUUGGCGUGGUCCGGGUUGUACCCGAGGAGGAAGGCGCACGCUACUCACGCCUUCGCAUUCCACUGGACGCGGACGAGACGGCAGACACGCGGCCACGGGCUAACACGAGAGCAAGUCUCAUGCCAGGCGAGGAGGCAGCCUACGCAGACAAACCUGCCGGCGCAUCCGCUAAUGCAACCGUAGAAGUAUCAUCUUUCUGCAACUCGAUUCAAGACGCUGAGGCGGCGGUUACUGUGGAUGACCCUCCCGAGGAGCGUCGGCUCCCCAACCCGUCUCGCCUCCCGUACGAUGACGAGCGGUUUGCCGAGAUGCUGCUCGAGAUGGAGGUGAAUGGCGUCAUUGACGAGACGUGGCAGGAUGCCAAAAAGGCGCGAAGGGAGGACGUGAAGGAGAUUGCCGACAUUUUGUCGUCGCUGAAGGUGCGCGAUCUCUGCUGCAUCGACGUCUCCGAGAAGACUUCUAACUUUGACUACAUGAUGUUCGGCACGUGCGAGGGGUCGCGGCAUAUCCACCUGGCUGCCUGGGCCGUGCAGGACGCGGACAAGGUGCAUCGCAUUUCGAAGAUCAAGCGCAAACAGACAGAUGAGUUGUGGGAGGUGGUGCCAGUUGGCCGUAUCGUGGUGAAUCUGAUGGUGGAGAGUUUCCGUGAAGAGAUGACGCUGGAGCGCAAGUGGGCGGUGACACGCUCCAUGGACCCGCUGGCGGCCGCAAAUGCCCCCAUCAGCGAGGGGCGACAGGUGAAAGCGCACGGACUGUGGACUCUGACGCUGAACUUGCAGGACCUCGAAGACUUUGAAGUGGACUACUGCAAGGACAUCCUCAUGCGACAGAUGUGA